AAAAAUUUAUUAAACUCAUACUAUUGAAUAGUUAUUAAUUGUAUUAUACUAAAAUAUGUUGUUUAAAAACAUAAUUAAUUUUGCACGUUUUAUGUAUUUAAAUUUAAUAAAAUUUAUUGUUAGUGUGUAAUUGCAAGAAUUGUGCAGGUACAUUCAGCCGCAAGAUUGCAAAUUAAUACCCCAGAUGCAAGGAUGAUAAAAAUCGAGUGAGUGUUCAGUGUCAAUUUAUAAGAACUGAUGAAUUUCAUGAAGAAACCCGAAAAUAUAUAUUUAUGCCCGAUGGUGAGGGUAAAAUACAUUUAGUUAAAUUAUUUGAUGAUGGAACAAAUGUGGAACCUAGGUUUGAUGCUCAAAAGGAUGUUAUUUUUAACUUGUAUACAAGGAAAAAUCCUGAUGCGCCACAAAUCUUAAUUCCUGAAAAUUUAACAACUAUUCAGAAAUCGUAUUUCGAUUACUCCAAACCGACACGAAUUAUGAGCCAUGGAUGGCAAACUGGUCCAACUGCAGGAUUCAAUGUAAAUAUCAGAAAAGGCUACCUAGCGAAUGGUGAUUUCAACGUGAUCGUGAUCGAUUGGUAUUCAGGAGCAAGUACAAUUAAUUACUUAGCAGCAAGAAAUAGGAUUUUUCCAGUUGCUGAUCGAAUUUUCCAAUUGGUCGAUGUUAUGUUCAAAAAAUCUAAAUUGAAAUUGAAUAAUUUACAUUUGGUAGGACACAGUUUGGGCGGGCAUAUUGUUGGUCUGGUUGGACGACAUAUCGACAAAAAUCUUAAGGAUAAAGUUCACACAAUCAUAGGUCUAGAUCCUGCUUUGCCUCUAUUUUCCCUGGAAAAGGUGGAAGAAAGACUUUCCACAGAUUGUGCCAAAUACGUGGAAGUUAUCCAUACAAAUGGUGGAACACUAUCUUUUGCUAGCCCUUUGGGUCAUGCAGACUUUUAUCCUAACGGAGGUUCUAAGCAACCUGGAUGCGGACUAGAUUUUGCAGGUACUUGUUCUCAUAGUAGAUCACACCAAUUAUUUGUCGAGACAUUCCUGCCUAAGACGUUUGUUUCUUACAAUUGUAAGAGCUAUGAGGAACUGAAGAAUGAUAAAAAGUGCACCGUUAUCAACGAAAUGGUGAAAAUGGGCACGGAAAACGGUCUCAUGUCGAACAGCGGACGAGCAAAAGGAAUCUAUGUUAAUAAGACGAAUAAAGAAAGUCCAUUUUCGCAGACACCUGAUGAAAGCGCAACGGAAAUCGAAAUUUAA
Molecule: messenger RNA, 1244 nt
Organism: Ctenocephalides felis (cat flea)
Lineage: Eukaryota; Metazoa; Arthropoda; Insecta; Siphonaptera; Pulicidae
Product: lipase member H-A-like
Exons: 9
Coding region: 273-1244 (323 amino acids)
Biological process (GO): lipid metabolic process
Molecular function (GO): lipase activity
Source: RefSeq, a predicted model, not a curated record